This is a messenger RNA of Cheilinus undulatus (humphead wrasse), 3372 nucleotides long. RefSeq names its product diencephalon/mesencephalon homeobox 1a (gene dmbx1a). The record is from RefSeq and is a predicted model, not a curated record. Gene Ontology annotation, molecular function: RNA polymerase II transcription regulatory region sequence-specific DNA binding; DNA-binding transcription factor activity, RNA polymerase II-specific. Bases 219 to 1400 code for a protein of 393 amino acids. Lineage: Eukaryota; Metazoa; Chordata; Actinopteri; Labriformes; Labridae. The transcript is spliced from 5 exons. Gene Ontology annotation, biological process: regulation of transcription by RNA polymerase II.
ACUGGAUGACUUUCACCUCGCCCUGACUUGUUACCUCCCUGACGGAAAAAAAGGAGGAGAAACUGGGCGAUUAGAAAACCAGCUCAUGGUGGGCUGAGGAGAAAAAAACGACAAAAAACCAAAACCAAGAGAAGUUUAGCAACUCGGAGUCGUUUGUGUUAUCAGUGGAAGUGACGGACAGCGCGACUGUCUACAAGAGCAGGUACUGACCUCUCACCAUGCAGCACUACGGGGUGAACGGCUACUCUCUGCACGCCAUGAACUCCCUCAGCGCCAUGUACAAUCUGCACCAGCAGGCCGCGCAACAGGCGCAGCACGCGCCCGACUACCGGCCGUCCGUGCACGCGCUCACUCUGGCAGAGAGACUCGCUGACAUCAUCCUGGAGGCUCGUUACGGCUCUCAACACCGGAAACAACGCCGCAGCCGCACAGCAUUUACCGCACAGCAGCUGGAAGCCCUGGAGAAGACUUUCCAGAAGACUCACUACCCGGACGUGGUGAUGAGGGAGCGGCUGGCCAUGUGCACCAACCUGCCCGAGGCACGCGUGCAGGUUUGGUUCAAAAACCGCAGAGCAAAGUUUCGUAAGAAGCAGCGCAGCCUGCAGAAGGAGCAGCUCCAGAAGCAGAAGGAGGCGUCAGGGGAAGGAGGAGGAGGAGGGAGUGAGAAGGAGGACGCACCAGCCUCCACGACUAUUCUCCCUGACACCCAGCUCCCUCCUUCGUCUUCCUCCUCCUCCUCUCUGGAGAUAGAAGGCCCCGUUGUCCGCCCCGUACCUCUGGAUAUGGAGCUGAACGUCACAUCGGCAGAACACUCCGGCAGCGAGUCGGCAACAGAAGACAAUGCCACGGAUAAGGAGGACGAGAGCAAAUGUCAGAGGGAGGAAAUGAAGUGUGAGAGGGCGGUAACACCUGGGGACGUCUCUCCUGUUUGCAAAAGACUCAGUCCUAAACCAGACUCCCCAUUGGUCUCCCCCUCAGUGACGCCCUCCUCCUCCUCCUCCAGUGGCGGCCUGGCCAGCAGCGCUCCUCUCUCUCAGAGCCACUCGUACUCCUCCUCCCCCCUCAGCCUCUUCCGUCUGCAGGAGCAGUUCCGUCAGCACAUGGCCGCCACCAACAACCUUGUGCACUACCCCACAUUCGACCUCGCCGCCCCCUCUUCCCUCCCUUACCUGGGCAUGAACGUCAACAUGCCCCCUGCACCACUGGGCUCUCUGCCUUGCCAGUCCUACUACCAGUCCCUUUCCCAUCAUGCUCAGCAGGUGUGGAACAGCCCGCUGCUGCAAGCAUCUGCUGCAGGUGGCCUAAGCAGCCACACCAACAAGACAACCAGCAUUGAGAACCUGCGUCUGAGGGCCAAACAGCAUGCUGCCUCGUUGGGACUAGACACCAUGUCUAACUGAGACAAGAUGAAGGACAAUUUAAGGAAGUUUAGAGAUUUGGCCAACAGAUCAUCCCAUUUUACAGCAUGUCUGUGUGACUGUCAUAAAUCUGUAGGAACCACGGACUGAACUCUACAUAAGCAUGACGGUGCAGGAUGUUAGUAUAUGUCUGAAAAUAACACAUGCCUACAUGCACUGGACCUGCAGAACUCCAGCUCUUCACAACACACUCUUCUGACUCCUCUUAGCUUCUGUAGUAGCUCAACUCCCAUGACUCUAACCUCUGGAACCAGGAAACCCAUGAGAUAUGAAACAUAAUGCGACAGCUGAACAUGUUCCUGACUGUUUCCUUAAAAUUAGAGCAGCUUUUUAACAUCUACAACAACUAUAAAAAAUGAUUUUAAAUCAGCUGAUGAUGGACGCAUUCUGUUUAAAGACAAUGCAGAUAAUGUUUACAAGAAUAAUGUGAAUAAAUGAGGCACUUUUGAAGGCUUUAGGCUCGUCAGCCAGGAGGAAAAUAAGGUCCCAUCUCUGUCACAGGACCAUCGCCAUUUCAAUUAAGCAGCAGUCAUGUACAUAACAUGUACUACACAACAGCACAUAAAUGAAAAUAAACUUCAAGCCAUGUUGUCCUCAGUAGCAUAAUUAAAAGUGACUAAUUUGCCAGUUUAAUGGCCAGUAUUAUGCUGCUUUGUACAAAAGGCUGGCUUGAUAAUGAGAAAAUGAUUUCAGUGAGUAAAUUCUCAAGCUUUUAAUUACAUUUUGCCCCAGGCUGAGGGAGCCAGGGCAGACGCAAUUAUGAACAUGAAUACCAUUUAAGACUAAAUUUAUAAACCCCUAAAGGUCUGUGCAUUAAAAUGCUCAACAAGGAUGAUCAUGAUUGGAAUCACUGUAAAUUUAGUUAAAAGUUUUAGACAAUAAAUGGGAUAAACAGCUUCAUGUCCCAUAUUUUCAAGCAUUGAUAUUCUCCUGAGGAAACAUGCAGCAUUUUAUUAAAAGUCUGGCUGAUUGUAAGCACUUGAUGAGAAUCACCUCUCUGAUAUUUUCUGUUCAUGUGAUCUGAGAGCUUAAAUGAAAUAAAUGCACAUUAUUUUAGUUAUGUAAAAUACAAAAAAGUCUAUCUAUUAAUGUUUACUUGUAAGGUAAUUGUAAAGUUCCUAUUAUGUUGUAUAACUGAUAAAAUUCCUUUUGCUGUCAGAUUGUAAAGAUUGUAUUUGCUGAGCUCAUCGACAGCCCUGUCUGCCCUCCUCUCCUUGUUUGUCUGUGUAAUAAUACAAGGAUCAAUUGAUAUUAAAUGUUUUCAUUUUCUUAUCUGGAGAGAUGCAAUGAAAAAUGUUGGAUUGCUACUUUCUGUACUUUUGCAGCCCAAACUGAUGAAUCGGAGAGUGAAAACGUUUCAGGUGUCAAUUAACCCUCGUCCUCUGUUUCCUGACUCUGAGUUCUGUUGUUGCUGUUACCUUGAUGCUGUUCCCCUCACUGUCUCUGUCAGACUCCUCGGUCCCGUGGUAGAUAGAUGUUUGAUGGAGGAGAGUGAGCGUCCAUUAGCAGUGUUGUUUCCUCCCUAACAAUGUAGACUUGAACUAGUGUUGUUGUAAAAUAAUCACAAAUAAAAACAAUGCUUGAAGAUCUUUAUAAUGACAACCUCUCUAUCUGUGCUUAAUAUACUUUUGCAAUUUAAAUUCAUCAAUUCUCUUUGCACUUUGAACCAUAGGGACUUUGCAAAUCAGGCCUAUUUGUUAGAAUUGUUGUAAUCUAUACCCUUUUGGGUAAGGCUACAUAAAAAAUAACUAAAAACAGUUGCAAUUAUUUUUUCAAAUCCACUUGCUCCUGUGGUGUCAUUAAAAAUUAAAGCCUUUUGCAAAAACUUUUUAGAAAGUUGCCAAAAUAAGCAUUUUUUAAAGCAUUAAUUUAGGAAAACAAGUACAUAAAAACAGGACCUUAACUGCUUUAACAUUGCUUUUGAUCAACAAUCCUAAAAAGCUUGGAAUCAAAA